GGAUGUUCGCUGUGGGAAGUAAUGGCGGCCGGUGGCAGCUCCUCCUCCAUCCACUUCCUGCCGGGCCCUUGGAGGCCUAGUAGAGAGCGGGUCACUGUCCGCGACGUCGCGAAGUUUGGGUCUUGUCUUCUCUCUGUAUCGGAGGGCAGGCGGGGCCGGUGGGCCGAGCCUCCUGGCACCUGCCUGGCUUCGAAACCGUUUGCUCCGGAGCCGCCCCGACUCUAGUAGUGCCCGCCCCUCCCCGCCUCCGCCUUGGGCUUCUCUUCUCCCUAGGCGAACUGCCGCCCGGUGGGACCGCCCUCCCUGGCCCUUCCCGGCAUCCCCAGGAGCAGGCUGCCUUUGGUACUACCUGUACGGUCGUGAGCAUGCCCCUCAUUCCCCAGUCCUUGGCAGGGAGGCAGUUUUUGCCUUUGCUUGUGACCUCCCCGGCGCAUACUCAGCACCACGCCUGGCACACCGUAGGCGACUCAAGUGCUGGUUGAUGGACAAAUUGCUAUUAGGAGUUUCCCUUACUAAAUUCACGUGUCUCCUUGCAGUGUGGAGGUGGGCGUCCAGCCUUAACUAAAUGGUUCCUCGGUUGUUUUUUUUCGGGGUGGUGAAUUUCCCGGCCAUAACCACUCUAGAAGAGUAAAUCCCCAAGGGGGUUGCAUCUCACACCUAAGAAAGCAAAGAUUCUGAAAGUAUUGAAGUCCCCUAUUUGUCUAGCAACAGGAACAUUUAUCAGUUGAGAUGACAACUAUGGGGCCAGAGCAGAAGUCACUUCCUGUUCCACCUCCUCUAAGCUUCUCACCUGGGACACACUCUGGACUUCAACACCACCAAGUUCCACUUCACCUCCAUGAUCAUGAAUAUGAAAUUUUUAAUAUGAAAGAGGAGGCUACAUCAAAGCAAGAAAGGACUAAAGAAAGAAAGUCACAUGAAACAAUAUGGGAAAAAUUCUUAGGAGAAGCUCCUCAGAAACUAAAGUUUACAGAAGUCUUUGAAACACAGGACUGUCUAGAAAGACAGAAAGAUGCCUUUUGUAGAGCUAUCUUUUACAAGAUAACUCCUGGAGGAAAAAUAAGCCAUGAACAUAAAGAAUUUAAAAGAAACUUCCAGCUGAACUCAAAUGUUGACCUUCAGGGAAGUCAUAAAGGAGAGAGACCCCAUAAAUGUGACACAUGUGGCAAAAGCUUCAAAUAUCAAUCAGAUAUUAUUAAACACUUGAGAAUUCACACUGGAGAGAAGCCUUAUGAAUGUAAAGAAUGUGGAAAAUUCUUUAGCCAGAGCUCAGAUGUUGCCAAACAUCAGCGAAUUCAUACUGGGGAAAAACCCUAUGAAUGUAAUGAUUGUGGGAAAACUUUCAUUCAUAGCUCACAUGUUAUAAGGCAUCAAAGAAUUCAUAAUGGAGAAAAGCCCUAUCAAUGCAAUGAAUGUGGAAAAGCUUUUAGCCAGAGCUCAAACCUUAUUCGACAUCAGAAAAUUCAUACUGGAGAAAAACCCUAUGAAUGCAAUAAUUGUGGCAAAUAUUUUAAUCAGUUUUCAUUACUUAUUGAACAUGAGAGAAUUCAUACUGGAGAAAAACCAUAUCAGUGUAAGGAAUGUGGAAAAACAUUUAGUCACAGUUCAGAUGUUAUUAAACAUCAGAGAAUUCAUACUGGAGAGAAGCCCUAUAUAUGUCAUGAAUGUGGAAAAACCUUCAGUCGUAGCUCAGGUGUUAUUAAUCAUCAGAGAAUUCAUACCGGAGAAAAACCAUAUGUAUGUAAUGAAUGUGGAAAAGCUUUUAGAGGGUGGUCAGGCUUUGUUCAACAUCAGAGAACUCACUCCGGAGAAAAACCUUACAAAUGCAAUGAAUGUGGAAAAGCUUUUAUUCGGAGCACCCAGCUUAUCAAGCAUCAGAGAAUUCAUACUAAAGAGCAUAUUCCAGAGAAUAAACCAGUUGAUAUAAUAAAAACAGAAAAAGGAGACUAUGUGAGAGCAAAGAAUCCAGUUUAAAGCAGCUCUUCAAAAGUUUGUUGGCCCUUGGAGGUCAGGCAUUUAAUAUGCAUUACACUGCACCUAGCCUACCAUCUCAUAAACUAAAUAAAUGAUUAUUGGUUCAUUGUUCUAAUAACUUUUGUGGCUGCUUCACCUCAUCCCAACCCCACUAUCAGAUGCAAGGAGUACCAAGAGAAUAUAGUAGGUGCCAAAAGGCAAAGAUAUCUGAAGAGGAAGUAGUUGUUGAAUGUCAGAGAAGAGAAGUCAAGAUGGAUGAGCACUGAAUAAAAACCAUGGCAUUUAGCGUAAAGAAAGAUCAGGGGGAAAACCAUUAAGUGCCUACUAUAUUAUUAGGGGUAAAAUAGAUAUUGGGGUUUGGUAAGUUAGUGACAGGAGUGUGAAUCCUGUCAGGCUGCCUUGGGUAGAACCUUGAGCUAAGGUCUUGCUUAGGAAUCUGUGAGAGGUGACGAGUUAGAAGUUCUGUUAAACUCAACUAUCUCUCUCUCUGCUGGUGUUCCCUGCCCAGAGAGGAGGCUAAAACUUUAGCUCUUAGGAAUUCCUUGAUCCGGAGUGACAGUGUGGAAGGAAGAGAAAGUUGGGAAUUUUGGGAAGAGCUGUGAAAGGAAGAUCAACAGUUAUUAGAAGAAAAUCUGGUUUUUGUUCCUCUGUGGUUACAGAGUGGAACAGGCUUGGCUUGACCUUCCAGUCCAGAAGCCACUAGGCCACAAAACCCUGACUGACUGGAAGUUGGAGAAUUGAACUGAACAACUACAAGGAGGCAGUAACUUUAUAAUAUAUAAUAAUGAGAAGAAGAAAUAGGGUUAGAAAGUUGGAUAUUGGGGUUUUUUAAAUAGUUUUAAGGAGUUAGUAUAGGCUUAAUUUAGGCUGAAGAAACUUCAUGAGAAGUCAUAUAAGUGGGAGUGGGAAUAAACUAGUAAUCCCUUUAUUCCAUCCUUAACUUUCCUUCAACCUUUUAAAUCCUUAUAAACCUUAAUAAAUAGAGUUUUGUUUUUA
Messenger RNA from Monodelphis domestica (gray short-tailed opossum), 2970 nucleotides. RefSeq lists its product as uncharacterized. Lineage: Eukaryota; Metazoa; Chordata; Mammalia; Didelphimorphia; Didelphidae. Gene Ontology annotation, biological process: regulation of DNA-templated transcription. Gene Ontology annotation, molecular function: RNA polymerase II cis-regulatory region sequence-specific DNA binding; DNA-binding transcription factor activity, RNA polymerase II-specific. The record is from RefSeq and is a predicted model, not a curated record.